This is a messenger RNA of Penicillium taxi, 195 nucleotides long. RefSeq lists its product as uncharacterized. The transcript is spliced from 2 exons. The record is from RefSeq and is a predicted model, not a curated record. The coding region runs from base 1 to 195 and encodes 64 amino acids. Lineage: Eukaryota; Fungi; Ascomycota; Eurotiomycetes; Eurotiales; Aspergillaceae.
AUGAUUGUAGACCUCGGUACACUCACUGCUUUUGGCCAGGCUGCCCAGAUGAAGUCAACCCAAGACUUCAGUUGCAACACCAGCUCUGCAGCGACUCUUCGAGCAGUCUACCACCAGAUUCAGGACGCUUUUCACUUGGGCAAAGUCAGUCGGUCAAAAUUCUCCGUUGACGCCGUACUCGACCCUAAGACAUGA